Nyctereutes procyonoides (raccoon dog) is the source of this 4478-nucleotide messenger RNA. RefSeq names its product zinc finger protein 436 (gene ZNF436). Gene Ontology annotation, molecular function: RNA polymerase II cis-regulatory region sequence-specific DNA binding; DNA-binding transcription factor activity, RNA polymerase II-specific. The coding region runs from base 1142 to 2554 and encodes 470 amino acids. The record is from RefSeq and is a predicted model, not a curated record. Gene Ontology annotation, biological process: regulation of transcription by RNA polymerase II; central nervous system development. NCBI's taxonomy places the organism in Eukaryota, Metazoa, Chordata, Mammalia, Carnivora, Canidae. The transcript has 5 exons. Gene Ontology annotation, cellular component: nucleus.
GAGAGAGAGAGAGAGAGAGAGAGAGAGUGGUCCUGCCCCCAGGCAGGCCUGAGGAAUAAAAGAAACAGCGAGAGGACAAAGAAGGAAUUAAAGCACUGGAGCAAGGGGGGAGAGAGGCCUAAGGAAGUUUACAAAGCAAUCUGUCAGCGAAGGGAUGAAAAGGGAGCCCUGCUGGGCUGAGAGGCUCAGGCGCUCAACUCACCUUAGGCCCAAUUAGAAACAUGCAAUUACUCCGCCAAAGUCUGAACUGACCCCCACCCCCCCCCUUCCUUGUCCCAGAAGUUUCUCUGAGCGUGAGGCCUUGACUUGCUGGAUUCUGGCAGCCUCAAAUACCUCUGCUCUACUGGGCUCAAUCUACCAACUUGCUUGAAUUCACCAAACUGGCCCAACUUCCAAUUCCCUCUGGAUUUCCAGCAGAAACACUAUGUGAGGUGAAGGUCACCAGCAGAUUCUCACACUCUUGGGCCACUCCAACUUCCUUGAUUUUUCUGAGCCAGUGAAAAUAUCCACAGGCCUUUCUGGAAGUCUCCCCUGCCACCAAAAGCAAGAUUCAUAAUAAUAACAGCUAUCAUCUGAGUGUUCAUUUUGCGUGGAGUGCUUUAUGUCACCUCACUUAGUGCUCACCACUGCUUGAGGCUACAGCGAGCUCAGAGCGCUUCCCCACGCAGAAUGCCUGCUUUCCCCAGUGCUCGGCUCCCAUUGUCUAAUUUUCUCAUCCUGGCUGGGGAGAGGGAAGGCUGCGAGUCCUUCCGUUCGGAAGAGCUCCAGCUGAAUGCAGCUUAGCUGCUGCUGGUGUGUCUUGGCCAGCUGCUGUGGCCUCCGAGAUCUGCCGGGGAGUCUGUGGUUUCCCUGAGCUGUCUGCGAGUCUUCGGGAUCCGCCUACGAUCUUUGAGCUUCGCCUGCAAGUCCGCGGGGUUGAGAUCGACCUGCGGGGCUGAGAUAUCCGGGAUCUGCCACUGAGCUCCAGAAUCUUUCCAAACACCCCGGGGUCUCAGGGAACUCUGCCUGCGGAUGUGGAAUCUGUUUGAGGCCUCUCGGAUCCUGGAGCCGGCGAUCUAGUGGGCCCUUCGCGGGUCAGGAGCGCUGUCUGCUAGCUGCUUUUCCUGCUCUCUCUUCUGGGAGGCGAACCCUUGAGUCCGAGAUGGCAGCCACCCUGCUCAUGGCUGGGUCCCAGGCACCUGUGACGUUUGAAGAUAUGGCCAUGUACCUCACUCGGGAAGAAUGGAGACCUUUGGACCCUACACAAAGGGACCUUUACAGGGAUGUUAUGCAGGAGAAUUACGGAAAUGUUGUCUCACUAGAUUUUGAGAUCAGGAGUGAGAAUGAGGUAAAUCCAAAGCAGGAGAUUAGUGAAGAUGUAGAAUUUGGGACUGCUUCUGAAAGACCUGUUGGGAAUACUGAGGAAAAUGCUGAAAAUGAAGAGGGCUUUGAAAGCGGGGAUAGACCAGAAAGACAGUGGGGAGAUUUGACAGCAGAAGAAUGGGUAAGCUAUCCUCUUCAACAAGUUACUGAUCUGCUUGUUCACAAGGAAGUCCACACAGGCAUCCGAUAUCAUAUAUGCUCUCAUUGUGGAAAGGCCUUUAGUCAGAUCUCAGACCUUAAUCGACAUCAGAAAACCCACACUGGAGACAGACCCUAUAAGUGUUAUGAAUGUGGAAAGGGCUUUAGUCGAAGCUCACACCUUAUUCAGCAUCAAAGAACACACACUGGGGAGAGGCCCUAUGACUGUAAUGAGUGUGGGAAAAGUUUUGGAAGAAGCUCUCACCUCAUUCAGCACCAGACAAUCCACACUGGAGAAAAGCCCCACAAAUGUAACGAGUGUGGGAAGAGUUUCUGCCGGCUCUCUCACCUAAUCCAGCACCAAAGGACACAUAGUGGGGAAAAGCCUUAUGAGUGUGAAGAAUGUGGGAAAAGCUUCAGUCGGAGCUCUCACCUAGCUCAGCACCAGAGGACCCACACAGGUGAAAAGCCUUAUGAGUGUAAUGAAUGUGGGCGAGGCUUCAGCGAGAGAUCUGAUCUCAUCAAACACUAUCGAGUCCACACGGGGGAGAGGCCCUACAAGUGUGAUGAGUGUGGGAAGAAUUUCAGUCAGAACUCUGACCUAGUGCGCCAUCGCAGAGCCCACACAGGAGAAAAGCCCUACCACUGUAAUGAAUGUGGGGAGAAUUUCAGCCGCAUCUCGCACUUGGUUCAGCACCAGAGAACCCACACUGGGGAAAAGCCAUACGAAUGUAAUGCUUGUGGGAAAAGCUUCAGUAGGAGCUCUCAUCUCAUCACACACCAGAAGAUUCACACCGGAGAGAAGCCCUACGAGUGCAACGAGUGUUGGCGAAGCUUUGGUGAAAGGUCAGAUUUAAUUAAACACCAGAGAACCCACACGGGAGAGAAGCCCUAUGAGUGUGUACAGUGUGGAAAGGGUUUCACUCAGAGCUCCAACCUCAUCACACAUCAGAGAGUUCAUACAGGAGAGAAGCCUUAUGAAUGUACCGAAUGUGAGAAGAGUUUCAGUCGGAGCUCAGCCCUUAUUAAACAUAAGAGAGUUCACACUGACUAAGUCCUAUAAUUACAAGAGAGGAUUCAUUUGAAGGUACAAUUUAAUUUGAUAUCAAACAGCUCUUUGAAGACUGAACUGCUUUUACCAUACUGAAUUUCCUUGUGGGCCACAGUUUAAAAUAUCAAAGAAGAUAAGCCAUUUGUAAUUCUGACCCACAAUUCUGGGAAUGUUCUCCCCUCCUCCAAAGUAAUGAUUUUUAUUCACUCAAUAUUAAUGAAGUACUUCAUCAAAUUCAGCCCCACAAGUAACUGGGAAUCUGAAGGCCAGGGGAUAAAUGCUGGUAAAUAUUCAGGCCUGGAUAUGGAGUAAAUCUUUAAAAGUUAUUUCUCUCAUCCUUGGCCCAAAGAACAAUGCUAGGGGAAAUUUUGGACUGUAAUAGGGUGGUCACAGCUGCUUCGGAAAAAGACAACCAGAGACUGCCUGAAUUGCCACACCUAUUCACUCUCCAUAGUACUUGGGCACACACAUCUUCCCCUUCAAAAGGCUUUUCCCUUGAUUUGCUCAUACAUUUGUAUCUUUCCAUCUUCCUGAGGGCAAGAUUCUGCAUGAUGAAGGCAAUGAUCAAAACUUUUCCGCAUUGUUUCUAAUUUAACUGUAUUAAAGCUUGCAUCUUUGCAAAAGCUAACUGAAGAUACAGAUUAAAGGAAAAAUGAGACACAGGUUUGGGGACCAAGGACUCAUCAGUGGCGGUGACUUUAGUAAGAGAUGCCCACUGUUGUUAUUGCCAUUAAUCAAAAUGUAUUCAUUUUCUUUGGGGAUCACUGUAGGAAACAUUGUAGGGAAAAUGUCUUCAAGGAAAGGUAGGACCAUACUAAUGGUGUAGUGUCAGGAGCAAGUGGAAUUGACCACUUCAGGGAAGGAAACAAAGUUCCUCCCCAAGGAACACCACCAGUCCUUUCUGUGUUCUUCCCCCUUCUAUCCUUUAAGAUCAGUUCUCCUUAUACUGCUAACUCUAGGAUUUGAUAAGGGCCACAUCCCAGUGUUUAUCUUGGCUUGCAUAAGGGCAUGUGUAAUGUACAGUAAAACGUGUAUUCCUGUAAUUUUUUCAGUAGCAGAAACAAUUCACACAGAAUUAGCAUGUUCUUGGGUGAUGUUGAUCAUGUGACAAAACUACAGACAAUUCCAAUGUGAGAAAUGUCCUUUUGUUUCCAUUUUUUCUAAAGAAAAAAUUUAAACACUAGUGCUCUAGUGUAUGCUCUCCUGUAAGAUCUGUCUUUGUACAGAACUAAGCACUUGUUUAUGUGUUAUCAGUCAAUUGUGGGAGAUAAUGACUGGGUAGAUUGAUUGUUCUGUUCUCAGACUGAAUUAUCUUCUCUUUGGCCUAGUCACAAGGAAUUAAUAAACCUAGAUUGGAAUGUAUUUCCAUCCUCUCAGUUUACAGAUACAUGUGGUUAAAAUGAGAGUUGACCCAAUUUAAGCCUGUUAGAGUCAGUUCUUAUCCCAGCCCACAUAGGAAUUAAGCACUACCCCAGAUGUUGAUGCUUACCCAGGCAUUUGGGGGUGGCAGUGUGAAGGGACUAGAGUAAGGAAUAUAUAUAUUUUUGAGAGUGCCCCAAGUUAUUAUUUUUACUGUGCUUUAUUGUGAAUGUUGUAACAUUUUAAAAAUACUUCUGCCAUAGCUCUUUGGGACUUGGUGUGUUAAGGAGCCAGUGGUCUCGGGGUAUACGAAAAUGAGUCAUUAGGACCUUCAACUGUGUGGGACUGCAUUGUUUGCAGUGACACAACCUUGAAAGUAACAAAAUGAAACACCACUCCAUCAAGGAGGUUUCUUUAUGUUGCCACUCCCACUUAAAAACAAACUCAACUCGGGCAGAGAGUAUGUUUUGUGUUCUAUACAAAAUCUAGCCGACUGCGGGUAUUCAUAUUUUAAUUGUUGAAUGACUUACAUGUUCUUGAUGACUAAACUCAAAUAUGUCUUCUCCUG